Molecule: messenger RNA, 2568 nt
Organism: Prorocentrum cordatum
Lineage: Eukaryota; Dinophyceae; Prorocentrales; Prorocentraceae
Source: the annotation of a GenBank genome assembly
AUGGAUAAGCCCAUAACCUUCGCGAUCAUGCAGGUGAUCAAGGGCUGGGCAGAGGCAAUGCAGCUGAUGGCCGAGCGCGGCAAGAUGGAGAUGUGCAUCCCCUCUGAGCUCGCGUAUCGGGCGGCGCUGUCGAUCGGAGACUCGAUACGGCGCUCGGCGCUCGGGGAGCUCAGGAUGUCGAUGGCUCCGCUGCCUCAAGGCCUCGUCACCUUCAUGGAUGCUGACAAAGCUCAGAAGCUGGCGGAUAUGGCCCGAGACGCUGGAGACCCGGUGGGUGAACAGCGCUAUUUGGGCCUGGUGGCCUUGGCCAAGGCUGCCCAGCCUCGCCCACCCACCACGAAGCAGCGCAUGGAGAAGUUCGAGGGCAUCCAGCUGGAAAUCCAGAAACAGAUCCAGCAGGACCUCGACAAGCUUGACCGCUGGGCGAAGUCCCGAGACGCUGUCCUUGAGCGGGUGGCCAACCUCAAGGACCAGCUCGAGCACGCCAGGCAGGAACACAAGCAGGCGGUGCUGGAUCUACAGUCCCAGUACGCCGCCGAGACCCCCAAAACGGCCCCCAAGAUCAGCAUCCGCGAGAUCUGCGAGGGACGGCUGGAUCUGGAGAACAUCCUCACCAUGGAUGACUUCUUGGGGACCCAGGAGGCACAGGAGCUGUAUGACCUCGAGUCUCAGGAGGUGGAGGAGCUCACGAAGAGGAAGGACGAAGUGGCGCAGCAAAUCCAGAAGGGGUUGGCCGACUACUUCAAGGCCUCCCUCGACAAAGUCAAGGCACCGCAGCGGUCGGCAACGAUGGUGCUGGCUCUGCUCCAGCGGCCUCUGCUGCAGCUGCUGCCGCACCCGCUGCCGCCGAGGGAACCAAGCAUGCGGAUGAAGGACCUCUGCGUUACGAUCCUGCCCGGCCUGAAGCUUCGCGCUCAGGUCCUGGAGGCUGCGGGGGGCGCGCCGCUGGCGGCUGCCCUGGACACCAGCCAAGGUGGUCCGCUGUUCGCCGUGGACGCGCAGGAGAACGGGACAGGGCCGCGGAUCCUCUGGAGCUCCCUGGCCGAUUUCCAGUGCCUGCCGUCGAACGGCACCCUCUUCGACAUCGAUUUUUACACGAGCGAGGACGUGGCGGGCCUUGGGGAGCAGAAGCGCAUCGAGCUGUACGACUGCGGGGCCGCCUGCGGCAGCAGCGCCGACGAGGCAGACGUAUUGCUCUGGGCCGCCAUGCUGGACCCGUUGGUGACUCAGGCCGUUCACCAGCCAUACUCGUUGCGGGUGUUCCUUCACAACGCGAGCAGCCUGAACAGCUCGAACAUAUCGCGGGAAUACCACGUCCGUCUCGCCGCCGGCCAGCUGCCGGAGCCGCUUGCGGGGUCUUCGCUGGCCCACCCGCUGACCCCUGGCAACGCGUACCAGCUGCGCCUGCAGAGCGGCUGGCUGCUCGGCUACGGCGGCGGCCAGGAGAUCAGCCCAGAGGGGCUGGCGAACGCCUCGAGCUCGAACGCCUCGAACGCGACGGCGAACGCGACGGGGAACUACACGGCGGGCAACUACACGACCCUGGAGUUCGGGCCAUGGACGACCCUGGAGUUCGGCGUUUGCCGCGUGGCUGCCGGGAGCUCUCCGAGGCACUCCGUCGUCACCUCGCCGCACCCGCUGGCACCUUCAUCGACCCUGGCUGCACGGAGGUUCAACCUCGUUGCGCCAGCCGGCGCCGUCGUGGACGAGCGCGGCAACCCCAGCGUGGCGGUGUUCGACUGGCCCUUCUCGCACGAGCUGGCCGCCCCGACCUUCGACGCGGCGGCGACCCACCCGCCCGCCGGGAGCACGCAGGUGUCGCUGGCGGAGAACAUUGCCUCGGCCUCGGGGGGGGGGCGCCCCCUCGCGGGCGUGGCGGUGGCGACAAGACGCCCCCGGAUGUCGCGGGACAGUGCCGCGGCCGCCGCCAUGGCGGGGCGGGGCGCCCGCCGGCGCCGCAGGGCGGUGCUGGUGCUCGGAGGUUCACCCAACGAGGAGGGGAGGCUCACUGGCUCGCCGUCACGAGGCAGCACGACGGAGCAAGGCAAGGAGCACACGGACCACUCCGGGCUCCGCGCAGCUCGCGCUCGUGCUGCGGGGCGCCGCCCUCCCUGCCUGGGGGCGCUGCGCGGCCGCGGCCCACCGCUCCGCCGCCGUGGCCGCCGUGGCCGCGGCGCGGGCCGCCGCGGCGGGGCGGGCCGCCGAGGCGCCCGCGCCGGCCGGGGCGCUCUGCGCGGACGGCGUCGUCUGCGCAGCUCGGACGAGGGCAGGGCGGCACGAGCCCUCACGAGUUUCAUGGCGCCAGCCUCGCGGAGCGGAUGUCGUUCGGAAGCCGAUAUGGGAUUGGCCCAGAGUGUCCUGGAGAAUUGCGUUCCGGAUUGCUUUGGGAUUUGCGUUGGCAGGGAAUGAAGACUAGAAGCACUCCACGCGAAAUUCACUGUGUUUUGCCCGCCGUUGCAGGGUUUUGAAUCGAAAAUCCACGCGACACAAAUCCGCUGCAGCACGUCUGCAAGAUCGGUGCAGGGACAAGGUCAGAGGAGGAAAGGGCCUCAGUCUCUCGAGCCGGGC